AUGGCGAAUUCAUCAAAUAGAUCUGAAAGCCAAGAAAUGAAGGCAUCUUUGGGAGGGUGCAGUGAUGUAUUAUUGCCUAACCGAGCUCAACCAGCUCAACAAGUUAUACCACCUCCCCAAGGAGCUCAGGCUGUAGAUGGUCGCUUUGACCUAAAUUUAUUGCCUGAGGAGGAAGAAGGUGACCAACUACUGGUGGCUGCUGAGGAACCACCAUUGACCAAUGAUCAACAUCAACCACCACCCGCAGCAUAUCAAGAUCAACCACCAGCCACGACUGAUCAAGGUUCGCCACGAGCUGGGGCUGAUCAACAGCAGCCACCACCAAGUGUGGCUGAUCAACAGCAGCCACCACCAAGUGUGGCUGAUCAAGGUCAGCCACCAGUUGUGGAAAGAGGAGAUCUACAAAGACCAAAACGCGGUCGAGAAAGAUCUGGGCCUUCUGGUUCGGUCACAAUUGACAUUGAUAGGCCAGAUUGGUUGCCUAUUGAGUGGCGGGUCUCUGCCUCAAUGCGCCUAAAUGGUCGGACUACUGGUUUCGUUGACAAGAUUUAUAUAAGCCCGGAAGGAGAAAAGUUCCGGUCUAAGAAGCAAGCUCUCCGUUCGAUUACAAGAAAUAAUGGUGAAAAUAAUAAUUUGUAA
Messenger RNA from Prunus armeniaca (apricot), 639 nucleotides. The record is from the annotation of a GenBank genome assembly. Lineage: Eukaryota; Viridiplantae; Streptophyta; Magnoliopsida; Rosales; Rosaceae.